Fraxinus pennsylvanica is the source of this 1683-nucleotide messenger RNA. Lineage: Eukaryota; Viridiplantae; Streptophyta; Magnoliopsida; Lamiales; Oleaceae. The record is from the annotation of a GenBank genome assembly.
AUGGAAGCUGUGGCUAUUGAAGGCGUAAAAUUUAUACUGGAGAAGUUGUCUGCUGUAGCUGCUGAAGAAAUUAAUCUUGUGCGUGGUUUCAAGAACGAACUAGCAAACCUAAAAAAAUACUUGAAAAAGGUCAGCCAAGUCUUGGAAGGUGCUGCAAGGCGCGAAAUCAUCGACGAGGAUGUUAAAAGCUGGCUCAAGGACCUCACAGAUGUUACAUAUGAUGCCGACAAUGACCUCGAAGAUGUUGCAUAUGAAGCCGACUAUGUUUUGGACGAGAUCAAAUAUGAAGAAUUGCGUCGUACAAUCGAGACCCAGGACGAGAUUAAGCCAAAGGGAUGCUUAAACAUCCCUUGCUGUACUACUACCACUUUGACAUUUCAACAGAAGAUGGCUCACAAAAUCAAGGGCAUAAAUGCCGAGUUCAAAAGGAUAAACAACGAUGCUAAUAGCCUUGGCAUCAACAGAGUUAAAGAUUAUCCUCUUGCAAAGCCUCUGGCCAUUGACACUACCAGCUUCACUGUUGAUCCAAAUGUCAUUGGAAGAGAAAAUGAUGAAUCAGAAAUUCUGGAGACGAUAAACAGCUCAGUCAAUAAUCUCGUUUCAGUCCUUCCCAUAAUGUCUCACAAGAUCAAGGGCAUAAAUGAAAAUUUCAAAAAGAUAAACGACGUAGCUGAUAGCCUUGGCCUCAACAGAGAUUUCAAAGAAUAUCGUCUUUCAAAGCUUCCGGUCAUGGAAACUACCAGCUUCACUGUUGAUCCAAUUGUCAUUGGAAGAGAAAGUGAUGAAUCAGAAAUUCUGAAGACGAUAACCAGCUCAAUCAAUAAUGUCCUUUCAGUCCUUCCCAUAGUCGGAAUGGGAGGGCUUGGCAAGACGACUUUAGCACGCAAGAUCUACAAUCACCAUCGUACAGAAACCCAUUUCGGCAAAAGGAUUUGGGUCUGUGUAUCAGAAAAUUUCGAUCAGAUGACGCUUUUCAAAAGGAUCCUGGAAUUAUUAGGGGACAAAGAUUUUGAUGGAGAAGAUUGGGAUGAAUUCAAAAAUACUCUGGUGGGAGUUAGCUCCAAUAAAGGAAAUUUCAUUAUCGUCACCACACGUGAAGAAGAGGUGGCAUCGAUUGUGAACACUUGUGAUCAUCCAUGUCGCUUGAGGUUAUUGACAGAAGGUGAUUGCUGGUCCAUAAUCAGAAAAAUGGCAUUUCAAGAUAAAGAAGUACCAGAACAAUUUGCGAUUACUGGAUUGGAGAUUGCUCGCAAAUGUAGAGGUUUACCUCUAGCAGCAAAUGUGAUUGGAAGAGUUUUGCAAAUAAAGGAAAUAAAAGUGUGGGAUUCAGUUCUACAGUCUGGGCUUUCAAAUCUUGAGGAUGGUGAGAAGGGUGUGUUGCAAGUCUUAAAGACCCUACAGAAACCGCCACCUUCGAUCCACAUUGCCACCACAAUUCCAACCCACCACAAUCAAUUACCAGUGUUGGCAGUCUCCAUUGCCACCUUCCAGCCCACUUCACAUUCAAAAAUCAAAUCAAGAAAACUCACUCACACUAAAACGCCAAGCCAAGAAAAGUCACCGGCUCCUGCCACCCACGCCCACCACCGUCAAUAUGAAACCAGAAAUCAAAUCACCCAGCCACCAACACGCCGCCACACUGAUUUUUCAUUUACAACCUCUUCAGCAGCUGCACUGAAAUAA